CUCCGGGUGAAGUUUAAGUAUUGUGAUGAUGCGUGCUUGAGGAGAUACUUGGAAGCUUGAAACUGGAACAUAGAUAAAGCAAAGAAAAUGUUAGAUGAGAUGCUGAAAUGGAGAUCAGCUUUUAAGCCUGAGGAAAUCAGCUGGGAAGAAGUUGCUAUUGAAGGUGAAAUUGGAAAAGUAUACAGAGCAAGUUUUCAUGAUCGUUAUGGAAGGAGUGUUCUUAUAUUGAGACCUGGAAUGCAGAAUACUCAUGUACUGUUUGAUGAGGACUACAGCAUGUACUGGCGGAGGUCGGAACUCAUGAAAUACAAAGAUGGUGAACUCUCAUGGUUCAAUGCCGGAGUAAGAGUUGGAGUUGGAAUUGGGCUUGGCAUAUGCAUAGGAGUAGGGCUGCUGGUGCGUACUUACCAAGCAACUACUGGGAAUUAGAAGGCAGCUCAUGUAGGACAUCGCCUCUCUAAGUUCUACACCACAAUCUGCGAUCUGCGGAUACCUCAUAGAUUCUGCCCUCCUGGCAUUCCAGUCCAAUGUGCUUUCUCUCGUUGAAGGUUUUGGCUCAAAGUGUUUCGUUUCCAUGGUCGAGCGUGAGCAAAUUUUCAUGUGCUUUAUUUGUGGUAUCUUCUCUGUUUAGAGGGAGGCAACGAUGUGUAGAUUUAAUGAAUCUUGAGGUCAGUUGAGUUGAGUUUUAGUUUGGAGA
Messenger RNA from Eucalyptus grandis, 697 nucleotides. RefSeq lists its product as uncharacterized. The record is from RefSeq and is a predicted model, not a curated record. The transcript is spliced from 3 exons. NCBI's taxonomy places the organism in Eukaryota, Viridiplantae, Streptophyta, Magnoliopsida, Myrtales, Myrtaceae. The coding region runs from base 88 to 429 and encodes 113 amino acids. Gene Ontology annotation, molecular function: phosphatidylinositol transfer activity.